AUGGACGAUCCAAACACUACGAACCCCGGGGAUCCAAACGGCUAUCUCGACGGGCUGAAGUACUACAAAGAUCUCAACAAUGACAUCAACGAAGCGACGCGGUCUGAAAUCGACGAAGCCGCACAGCGCAUUCCUUCCAACUCCAACAACCCUGAAUUCGCUCCCCGUCUCAAGACCUUGGUUAUCCUCUUACUGAGAAGAUUCCGACGGACGGCUGCGAUGAAUGAUCUGCAGCAGGCGACCAUUCGAGCCGAGGGAAUGAUAGUGGCUACACCCCCCGAACAUCCUGAGCGUGAUGCUCGAACCAAAGACUGGGUCGACAUGAUGCUGGUAAAGGGGUGCCGCGAAGGUUUUGGAGAAGAAGAUAUCGAAUGCGUUGUCGAGAUGGCCCAGCAGCCAGACAAAAUGCAAAUCCCCGACGGUACGCUUACAAGUGCCGAGGGAAACAUCACAACGCCCGCUCAACACGCCGCCUUGAUGGAAUUGAUCCACAACGAGGGAGUUAUGUCUGUCCUAGCUGGACAGCGGCUCCUCGACGAAUACCACACGACAGAAUCCCCGGAUGAUCUCGAUAGAGCUGUUGAAUUUUGGGAAAAGGCAGUCGAACACAUACCCCAAAACGAUCCUGACCCCGACGUGCGAUGUAGCCGCUUGACUAUGCUCGGCGGCGCUUAUGGGUUAAGAUAUCAGCGCACAGGCUCGACGUACGAUCUUGACCGUGCCAUCGAACUAACGACAGACGCUCUAGACUUCAUGGCUGAGUGUCCUCUUGUCUCAGAUUAUUUAGAGUUCUCGGCCGCCUCGUUUUCAGACUUGGAGAGCUGGCUCAGUCAACGCUUCCUAAGGUUUGGUUCACAGGAGGAUCUCCAUAACGCUGUCAACGCAGCAGAAAUGGCCGUGAACCUCACGCCACCUGACAAUCCCGAUUGGCAAGGCCGUAUGAACGACUUAGGGCUUCGUCUGGGCGAGCAAUCCGAGCACGAUUCUCGCAGUAGCAAGGAGGACCUCGACCGGGCCAUCAAGUGUCUCGAGGUGGCGGUGGACUCUGGUGCAUCACUAAGCUCCGACGAUCAAGACAUUCGGUUGGUUAAUCUUGGCAGCCAUCUUGGUACACGGUUCAAAUCAAGGGGAGCGGUCGAAGACCUAGAUCGCAGCGUGGAGGUCCUGGAAAAGGCUCUCUACAGGUCAGCACCAAAUCGCUCUCUGAGGUGCAGCAUCUUGCAUCACCUCGCAAUGGUCCUUGUGGAGCUUUAUGAGCACCAUGGCACCGACCAAGAUCUCGAUCGUGCUAUUGAGAUGCAGAGAAGAGCCAUCGACGAGACUCCCGAAGGCCACCCUGAUGGUGUAGACCGGGCCGUAAAUCUUGGACUCUUCCUCGGUAAGCGAGCUAUGAAGACCGGUUCAAUGGAAGACAUCACCCGUUCCGUCGAUGCUAUCCAAGCAGAAAUCCAGGCCCUCCCCAAAGACCACAAUGCACGGCCUCGUCUACUGAUGGGACUGGCCAGCUCCUUGGACGCGCUAUCAGAAAGGACGUCUUCGGUGUUCGAUCUCGAAGAUGCUAUCGAAGCAGCAAAAGAAGCAGCAUCAUCUGUUUCUACGGACCACCACUUACACGCGGCCGCCUUAAAUAACCUGGCCUGCAUGCUUGGCCGACGAGCCGAACGCCACCCGCGGUCUUCGGAGACACAAGACGGCCCAGAUGCCCAAUCAAGCGACCCGUUUGAUGUGGCCAUCGCGGCAAUCAAAGCGUCGGUCGACGCUACAUAUGAAGGGCAUACCGAUCCACCAAGUCGGCUCUGCAACCUCGGUGACCUCCUUGGGAAGCGCUUUGCACGAAGCGGUUCAAAGAAUGCGGAUGACAUCAAUGAUUCUAUAGAAGCCACAAGGCAGGCAGUUGAUAUCAGCCCUCGGGCAAGCCAUCAAAGAGCGAUGAGCUUACAAAACCUCGGCAGAUGGCUACUUGCUCGCCAUGGCCAAAACGGUUUAGCCGAGGACGAGACUGAUGCGCUUUAUUGUUUCAAAGAGGGCUGGAAAUCACAGAAUGCUGCCCCCUUCGUUCGUGUUACCCUGGCAGGAGGAGCUGCUAGGAUUCUUGCCGCAAGGUCAAAUUGGAAAGAGGAAGACCAGUUGCUGGAGGAAGCGAUCAAUCUCCUGCCCUCCAUUACUCCGCGAUCUUUACAGCACACCGACAAGCAAGACAUGCUAGCAAAGUAUACGGGCUUGGCUUCCAUGGCAGCUGCCAUCGCUCUCAAUGCCGGAAAGAGCGCAUAUGAUGCUCUGAAGCUCCUGGAACUAGGCCGCGGCGUUAUUGCCAAUAGAGACGGGAGAUUGCGCUGGGCCCAACAGGAAGUGGACAUGGUGGCUGAGCUCUGCCCGGAGCUUCACUUGCAGAAGAGUACACCAGAGCCGCUCAAGGACGAGGUACUCAAGGACUUGCAGUCAUGCAAGAUCUUCCACUUCGCCGGUCACGGCCAGUCGGACGCUGCAGAGCCGUCUCAGAGCUGCCUGCUUCUGCAAGACUGGCGGACCAGCCCGCUGACCGUUGCGGACUUCCGCGACUCUCGGCUCCAAGACCGGGAGGCGCAGCCGUUCCUCGGGUACCUGUCAGCCUGCUCGACGGGGGCGAGCGAGGCGGCGCGGCUCGCAGACGAGGGGAUCCACCUGAUCAGCUCGUUGCAGCUCGCAGGUUUCCGGCACGUGGUCGGCACGCUCUGGGAGGUCUCGGACCAGCACUGCGUUGACGUGGCCAGAGUCUUCUAUGAGACGCUUAGGGACGAGGGGAUGACAGAUGAGGCCGUUUGCCAAGGGCUUCAUCGGGCGACCAGGGCGUUGCGGAAUCGCUCCUUCAGCGGAGAACUAGGGCAGAGGAAGGCGUUUGUGGUAGAUGAUGGGAUCACUAGAAGAGAUGUGGUGGAUUAUCGCUGGGUCCCUUAUGUUCAUUUCGGUAUAUAG
This is a messenger RNA of Diaporthe citri, 2952 nucleotides long. RefSeq lists its product as uncharacterized. NCBI's taxonomy places the organism in Eukaryota, Fungi, Ascomycota, Sordariomycetes, Diaporthales, Diaporthaceae. The coding region runs from base 1 to 2952 and encodes 983 amino acids. The transcript is spliced from 3 exons. Gene Ontology annotation, molecular function: protein binding. The record is from RefSeq and is a predicted model, not a curated record.